Molecule: messenger RNA, 6855 nt
Organism: Drosophila hydei
Lineage: Eukaryota; Metazoa; Arthropoda; Insecta; Diptera; Drosophilidae
Exons: 7
Coding region: 1163-6727 (1854 amino acids)
Source: RefSeq, a predicted model, not a curated record
UUUUACAACACUCUAACGCCUGGUGUUGUAAUUUUUCAUUUGUCGCAAGGUGAAAUCGAAAUGACGGCUAUUUAAUAGUGCAAAGUGAAUUUAAAUCACUAAAAAUAUCACCAAGUUGUAGCUAAUAAAGGCGUACAUCAGUUUUGCAUAAAUGCCCGAAAGAAAAUCUAUACCAAGUGCAUGAAAAACGUGAUUGAAAAUUUACUUUGUGUGUAGCACACACACGCACACACACAUGAAGAUAAACGCAGCAAUGGCCUCGCACUCGCAUUCACAGCAUAUAUGUAUAUAAAAGCUCAGUUGUAUAUUGAAGAAGGAGCGCACAAAGCAAAAGACGAGAAGAAAGAUUUCUGUGUCAUUGAACGAGGCAAAGAGGCGACGACCAGACCAAGACCAAGGAGUCCCCAAACCACAACGUAGCAAUUACAUACAAAAUACAUACAUACAUAUAUAAUAACAGCUGCAGGUGCCCCAUCAAGGAUACUACGCUCUGUUCUUUACCCCCGCAUGUUUAUUGGAGAAAUCUUGCCCUUGUCUUUACCAAACACACACACGCACACACGUUACGAUCGAUAUUGACGCCGCCUGUAUAUAAAAGUUUUUAUUGAACACACAUAUCCCAUACAAAUGCAAUUACAAUUAGUGCUCAUAAAACAUUGUUUUCGGUGUGUGUGUGUGUACGUCUCUCCUUGAAUGAAUUCAAAAGAGAACAGAGAAAAUUAAAGAAACACAAAGCGGAAAUACUCUGAAAUUGUGUGCAUGUGUGUGUGCGUGUGUGUGGGCAAGUAUAGCAAUCGGUAGUGCUUUGUGCGUAUGUGGAAAAUCAACGCAUCAGAAUACGAAACGCAAUCAGAGCUCGCUAUAACCCGCAGUUAGCAGUCCUGAGCAAGAUCAUACUAACACACAUACUACUGCAGCAGUCGUUGCAGCAGCAGCAGUAGAAGCGAAGCGCCGCUCAAGGAUUGAGCAAAAUGGCCGCUACACGAACAACAGCACCGAAAGUCACAGUUUUAUGACUUUAAACUUAUAUUGAACGAGACACAGAGAGAAGGUGAGAGAGGGAGAGAUAGAGAGAGUGAGAGAGCGUAAGAGGUCGAGUGCAUUAGCAACAGCUGCUACCGUACGUAGCUUGAUUAGCCAGAGUUAGCAGCCAGUCGUCAUCAUGGUGGACAGUGUGCAGUGCCCCGUGUGCACGCUUUAUCUGCAUGCGGGGAUGAAUCUCUCCGAUCAUUUGGAGACACAUCCAAAGGAACAGGUCAUCAAGGCUCUGGUGCAAAUGACCAUUGUUAGCAACAAUGGUAUGGGCAGCGCCCUUGCAGCAGCAUUGCUCUCUGGUGAUGGCGCCACUAGCUCCACCUCAUUGUCAUCCACGAAUGCGGUUGAUGUCAAACCAGUUGUACCAGCAUCUUCACCACCACCUCCACCACCACCAAUAACACCAACAGCAGCAGCAGCACCUGCUGCAGUUGCAGUGGCAACGGCAGCAACUAAAUCAACAGCACCCAAAAAUGCGUUGCCCAGCAGCAACAGCAGCAGUAGCAGUAGCAACAGCAACAGCAACAGCAGCUGCGGCAACAAUAACAAAUUGAGCAAUCCACCGAUAAAGGCAGUAAAAUGCGCGCCACCUACGACUGAGGCGCCAGCCAACACAUCAAAUACACCCACCACAAACAGCGUGACCGCCAUCUAUUCCGACUAUCGCUAUGACCAGCAAUCCCAGCAGGUAACGCCAACAGCAACAACUACGGUGCAUAGCUUUGCACGUGGUGCCACUACGCUGGUAAUACCGCAAGCAACACACCAGCAGCAGCAACAGCAUCAGUAUCUGGCCUCACAGCAGCAGGCUGCCCAUUUUGCCCACCUUCAGCAACAGCAGCAACAGCAUCAGCCGGCCAUGAAGUACACCUAUGCAGCAGCGCUGCCACCACUGCAGCUCUUUGCGCAGCAGGCGACAUCAACGCAAUCACAUCAGAAGCCACCACCCGCCUAUGGCGCCGCCAUCAGUCAAAUUCGAUCUCAGCACAACCAAAAUAAACAGCAACAACAACAACAACAACAGCAACAACAACAACAACAGCAGCAGCAACAACAACAACAGCCGCCGCAACAACACAUAACCUUACAACAUAACAUAAACCUUGCACCACCGAGUGGCAAACAUAGUAAACUUCACACGGAUAUCUUCUUGAAUCCACCACCACCACCACCGCCACAGCUCACAAUUCCGUCAACAUUGUCGACUGCCUCAUUAAGACUGCAAUAUCCGCAACAGCAUCCACAAGCCCUUACAGGCAGCAGUAGCAGCAACAGCAGUAGUAAUUAUGGGGUAGCUAACUGCGCCUCUGCUAACUCCUCGUCUGCAUUGAUGUCAUCCAUCUCCGUCGCACGUGCAAGCAGCAGUCGCCAGACAACCAAUUCACCUUUUGGUGCGCUGCUAAAUGCUGCAGCGCAAGCUGCAUGCGCCUCUCCCGCCUCAUCCAGUGCAUCUGUACUGCGAUAUGCCGAAUCGCCAGUGGCUCACUAUUUGGAGCGGGAUAAUGGCGACUUCAUAGUCCAGGAAACUCCCAAGCAUAUUGUCGAAUGUGUUGAGAAGGAAGACGGCGAGUUCUCAGUGAUUGAACGCAUCUAUCAGUCACCACCUAGCGUACUGCACAUACACGACGAUGACGAAGACGACGAAGAGGAAGACGAGGAGGAGGAUGACAAGGGGUGGGCUAACAGCGAUGUUGAGGAUCACAUGAAGAUGGAUGAUCAUGUUGAAGAUGGGGACGAUGAGCACGAGGAUAGUCGGAGCAGAGCUUCUCACAAAGCUACAACGAAAAAGUCUCGCAAAGCAAAAGUAAGUGGAAGAAAGCACAAACGCAUCAACAAGCAUCAACCGGACGAUGAGGAUGACUUUAUGAGCGUAGGUAGCAGCUGCGCUGAAAGCGAACAUCAGUUAGAGCAGCAGCAUCAGACGCAGCAGACACAUGUGCCACAGGUGGCAUCCCCCACGCCAGGUCAACUUUCCACGGCGCCUUCAACGAGCAGUGGAGCGGCUGCUGCUGCUGUCGGUGCUUCCUGCAGUACCAACUCGAACAAAUCCAAAAAGAAUCGUGUAACAGUACUCAGCGAUGUUCCGCUAAACAUGAACGAGUAUUUGGAUCUAGUGGGCAACAUUGUAGCCUCUAGUCGCAUUGGCGCUACUCGUCCUUUUGCUGCUGUGGCGCCCAUACCAUUGGUCAAGGUAGAGAAGGAGGAGCCAAUGGAUGAUUACGAUACCGUAAGAGACGAGAUGCAAGCUAUGGAGCAAAAGCACAACAUGGAGAAUGCUAGUGGCAGCAGUAACAGCAGCAACAGUGGUCAUGGCACCACCAGCGUCAUACGAAUGGCCAGCACCAGCAGCACCACCACCACCACAAAUGUUGCCAACGACGAUCUCACACAGCCGCCGCCAAUGAAAGUGGAGGUGGAGCCAACGGUGCUACUACCGCAACGUUUCUCAGCGCCAGCGCAGCAUCGUGGGCCUAAGAAGUUAGUCAUCAAACCAAAGGCUACAGUGACGGCGGCAGCAGCAUCGACGGCAACGACUAAAAAGACUGAUAACAACGCUGCCAGCAGCAGCAACUGCGCCGAAACACUCAGCAUAUCAUCAAAAGCAUCCCCAGAGCCGUUGCAGAUCAAAAGCGAGAAUGUUGAGCAUGCUCCCACAAGUGGCAGCAUUUUGGAGAAACAUCUAACCAAUAGCUUCGCCGCACAACAGGCACGCAAACACUCUGCGGUCAACGACGACGAUGCACGCGUGCUGCUUGAGUUUGCCAACUCAAAGCAGCAGCUUCCGCCGGGCAAUAGCAAUCAGACUACAUUCGUGGUAAAUGCGGCCAGUUUUGCUUCGGCUGGCUCUGUAUUUGCGAGUGGUAGUAGCAACGUUCAGAAGUCAACUAAGCCGGGCGAUGAAUACAUUCUGCCAGAUAAUAAUCUAGAGGUGGAUGAAAUUGUGAUAUCCUCCUCGUCUUCCUAUGCCUCCGAUUCGCAGCACGAACAAUUGCAGCAGCAGCAGCAGUCACAGCAAUCGCAGCAGCAGCAACAGCAGCCGCCAGCGCAGCAAGCCUUGCAGCAGUCGCAGCAGCCGUCCUCCUUUACAGAUUUCAAUUUUCUGUACCAUCAACAUGGCACAACAACUGCAGCGGCAACAUCGACGGCAGCAGCAACAUCAACUGCCACAACCUUUGCUCCAUUUGGUAUGCAGCAACAGCAGCAGGUGCUGCAACAUCCACAGCAUGGCUCGAGCGAAGCAACCAAUGCUGCCACGCUGGCCUCCUCCUCUAGUAACUCAUCAGCUUUAGAUCAGGAUUGCUCCAUGAAUGCAACGUUUCGAGUUAGCAAACAACAGUCCACAAUGGGUCCCUGGUAUCAGCCACAGCCGCAGCAACAGCCACAGGCGAGCACGUCACACGGUUCCAGUGUGGAGCAGUCAAGCAAUUUUAUUGCUGCACUUGCAGCUGUUGAGUGCUGCAGCGUUGCGGCCGUGGAUAGCGACGUGAGCGAAGCCAAGUAUUUGGACCUGGAUACCUGUAAGCGGGAACAAUUGAGCAAUAGCAGCAGCCAUUUGCCUUCGGCCUCUGCGUCCACCACAUCCUCGUCAUUUGCAGCCGCCGCCACGGAGAGCAGUUUGGUUGGUGGCUUGGGCUUGAACAUACGCACUGAUGAGAAAAUGCCCGCCAAGGGUGAAAUUUCCGAGCAGGAAAGCAAUUGUGACAUUGAAAACUCCUGGAGUCAAUCGAUGUACGGCGACUUAUCACAGCGUUACUUUAGAAACCAGUUCACGGAUGGUUAUAAUCAGCAGCUGGCCGAUUGGCGUCACGAUUACUAUCCGGCGCAGGAUCUCAGUGGCCAGCAGCAGCCAGAGCGUGAGCAAAAGCGCUUCGAUUUUAACGCGGUCGCUUCGGAGUACACGAAUCCGGGUCAGUUGGAUACAUCCCCAGGCUCAACUAGAAACAAUCAUUUGUUGGAUGCACAGCCCACCACCUCCUCGUCGUCGUCAGCUUUGCUGGCUGGUCCACCAAUAGCUUCGACAUCGCGUGCUGCUGCCGAAGCGGAGGCCGUGGCUGCAGCGCUGGCGCAACGGAAGCCACCGCGUCGCAAGAUCUACAAGUGUCCGCACUGUGUGGCCAUCUUUGAGAAGUUAAAGGAGCGUAACGCGCACAUGAUUGGCGAGCACAACUAUGUGCGCCAGAAUCGACGUCUCAUCUGCACACAGGCCUUGGUCAAUACCACAUUGGUCGACCCACAGGAGCAGGAGUCACAGGGACAACAGCAGCAGCGUCAAUUGCUGCAGGCAGCGGGGCACAGCAAUGGAGACAUUGUGCAUGAGGAUUCCAAGGAUGGCAUUAUAAAGAUCAAGCAGGAACACUGCCACGAUAAACAGGAUGCUUCUGAGCAACUACUUGCCCAUUCAGAGCUGCCUGAUGUGAAGGAUUCCGGGCUACUCAAUGGUAGCGAUGAGAACGGUCGCGAUGCAGACAUGAAGCCCCCAGCCGGCGUCACAGACUUGGACGAGAAGCCAGCCAUACCGCCGUUGGCUAUGACAACACCAGCUGCCAAGCUUGCUGCUCUAUAUCGCAUGCUGAUUGCAUACAAUGAGUCCAAGCUGGGCCAGGAGCGAAACAAUCUCAGCGAACUUGAGCAAAAGGCCAUGGAAAAAUCCAUAUUUUUAUGCUAUGUAUGCCGCACUGAUUUCCCCUCUGUGAAGCUGUACGAUGCUCAUUUGACUGAGCAUCCCGCAGAGUGUUUCACCUGUGGCAAAAAAUUCUAUCGCUGGAAGAACUUUUCGCUGCAUCUGAAACGUCAUUUGGGCUGGAAGGAGUUCGGCUGUUAUAUCUGCGACAAGAAAUUCGUGGUGCGCAGUGCUCUUGUGGAGCACAUGCGCAUGCACACGGGCCAGACACCGCUCAAGUGUAAGAUAUGCGGCAAAAAGUUCAAGCGAUAUUCGAACUUAACACAGCAUCGAAAGCGUCACACUAAGAUUUUGGUGCGAAAGAAGGAGUAUGUGUGUCAUUGUGGCGAGGUGUUGCCGUCUAAGGCACGCUUCUUGUGGCAUAAGGAAACCCACGACUUGAAGCCCAAAUGCUGUCCCUAUUGUUGCGAUCGUUUUGUGCAUGCCAAUUCGCUGCGAAGGCACAUUCGACUGGCACACUCGGAUAAGUUUGAUUAUGCUGAGCCCAUGGAGUGUCCCAUGUGCAAGCAGAUCUUUGCCAAAACCUCAAUUAAGGCGCACAUGGCAACGCAUUCGACAGAUCCGCAAUACGAUUGCGCCAUAUGCAACAAGAGCUUCUCCACAAAAUGGAACCUCAAGAUCCAUUCGUGGGUACAUGCAAAUCGCACAGCCAAACCGUUCAAAUGCGAAUACUGCCCAAAGGCUUUUGUGCGCGAGCUGGACUUCAAGAACCACAUGAACGCACACAAGCAGAUCAAGCCAUACACUUGCGAAUACUGUGGCUGCAAGUUCAUACGCAAAUACAAUUAUAUGCGGCAUCGGCGGGAGCAUCAUGGCAACAAGAAGUUCACCUGCGACCAGUGUGACAAGUCUUUCCAUCGGCAUUAUUAUCUAAUUGAGCAUCGGCGCAUCCAUACGGGCGAGCGUCCGUUCCAUUGUACCAUCUGUGGCAAGAGUUCGACGACAAAGACCAAUCAUAAUAAGCAUCUGAAGAUACAUCAUUCACGGGAUCCAUUCACCGUGGAGGUUUAAAUGGAAUAUACUAACCAACUAAUUGACUACUCUAAACUAAAGUUUAAUUCAUUAAUUAGAUAGCUGUUCGUGGCUCUUCUCUGUGUGUAUGUGUACAUGUGUGAGUGUGCGUGGGUGUGUUGUGUGUG